UUUUUUUUUAUCAAACUUUGCCAGUUUAGUUCACCACUGCCCCCACAAACUCCCUUUUUUUUCUCUAGCUCAGCACACAGAAACAGGAGACAAAAUUGUAGACUUCUUUCAUUUCUUUCUCUUCUUCAUCUGCAAUAGGAAAUAUGGCAGCCACUAAUCCCAAGAAACAGCUCAAACACUUCAUUACAUCGCUGCAGGACCAGGGCAUACUGGACGUGUUCUUCAAUCAAUUGCAACAAUUAAAUAGCAAACAAAAUCCUCCACUUCUCCUUGAGCUGAUCUCCAUCUUCUGCCAGGAUGCUGAAAUUAGUAUUGCAGAAAUGACCCAUCACCUGAAUUCAGCUGUUGUGGACUAUAGCAAGGUGAUAGCUUGGGUACACAAGCUCAAGGGAGGUAGUGCAAGUAUUGGUGGUAAACAAGUAGCAGCUGCUUGCCGUGAGCUCCGGCUGGCCUGUGAUGACAAGCAUCAGGAGAGGUAGGGGAAAGGAUUAAUUCAUUUUCUUUUUCAACUAGUUCUUAAU
Messenger RNA from Rubroshorea leprosula, 521 nucleotides. NCBI's taxonomy places the organism in Eukaryota, Viridiplantae, Streptophyta, Magnoliopsida, Malvales, Dipterocarpaceae. The record is from the annotation of a GenBank genome assembly.